Messenger RNA from Telopea speciosissima, 2316 nucleotides. RefSeq names its product ABC transporter B family member 28-like. Gene Ontology annotation, molecular function: ATP hydrolysis activity; ATP binding; ABC-type oligopeptide transporter activity. The transcript is spliced from 17 exons. Gene Ontology annotation, cellular component: membrane. Gene Ontology annotation, biological process: transmembrane transport. The record is from RefSeq and is a predicted model, not a curated record. NCBI's taxonomy places the organism in Eukaryota, Viridiplantae, Streptophyta, Magnoliopsida, Proteales, Proteaceae. Bases 19 to 2184 code for a protein of 721 amino acids.
CUCAGUAUAGCUUCGUCCAUGGCGUCUGCAACUCUUCACCUCCCGGCCAAUCUCAAUCUCUACCCAAUUCCAAAAAGCUAUCAUCGGAGAAUCCACAAAGCUCAACUUUCUCUAUCACGGCCUUGGAGCAUCUCCCGCCAACUGUCAUCGAAGCUCUUCUCCUCAGGUCUCCCCGCUUCGCCAAGAACAUCAUUCAAUGGCGUUUGCUCUGCUGCUUACGUAUCAGCUCCAGCUUCUGAACCCAGUGUCAGCGAAAAUAGUCCCAAACUUGAGGGUGUGGACUCGCCGCCCACAGCUGCUCAGUCUUCGACUGCCAUAAGUUGGAGUCUUGUUUGGAGUCUUUUGCUUCGCCACAAGUUAAGGCUUGCUGUUUCAAUUGUCACACUUGUAGGUUGCACUACUUGCACUCUUUCGAUGCCCAUCUUUUCAGGGAGAUUUUUUGAAGUACUCAUAGGGGUAAGGCCAGAGCCUUUAUGGAAACUGCUUAGUAAGGUUGGAGUUUUGUACAUGUUGGAGCCGAUUUUUACAGUUAUUUUCGUAAUAAACAUGAGCAACAUAUGGGAGAAGGUUAUGGCAGCCUUAAGAGGUCAUGUCUUCAGAAGGAUAUUGAUUCAGAAGAUGGAGUUUUUUGAUCGACACAAGGUUGGUGAGUUGAAUGGUUUGAUAACAUCUGAUUUGAGUUCUCUUAAAGAUAUUGUUAGUGAAAACAUUUCAAGGGAUCGUGGUUUUAGAGCACUUUCCGAGGUUGUGGGAACGUUAAGCAUACUGUUUGUACUCUCUCCCCAGCUAGCUCCGAUUCUGGGGCUACUGAUGCUCUCGGUGUCCUUAUUAGUUGCUCUAUACAAACGGUCAACCAUACCUGUCUUCAAAGCUCAUGGAAAGACACAAGCAUCCAUGUCCGAUUGUGCAACUGAAACAUUUUCAGCUAUUCGUACUGUUAGAUCUUUUGGUGGUGAGAAGCGUCAGAUGUCAAUGUUUGGUAAUCAGGUUCUUGCUUACCAGACUAGUGGCAUAAGGCUAGGAAUUUCCAAAUCUGCAAAUGAAUCCCUGACUAGAGUUGUAGUUUAUAUUUCUUUGAUGGCUUUAUACUGUCUUGGAGGAAGCAAAGUGAAGGCGGGUGAACUCUCUAUUGGAACCGUGGCUUCUUUUAUUGGAUAUACUUUCACAUUAACUUUUGCUGUUCAAGGGUUGGUUAACACAUUUGGUGACCUUCGUGGAACUCUUGCUGCUAUUGAACGGAUUAAUUCUGUUCUAUCUGGGACUGAAAUUGAUGAGUCCCUUGCUUUUGGUUUAGAAAGAGAACUCCAAAAGAAAGAAGUGGACGAUGGUAGUCUCAGAAUAUUCCAUGGCAAUGGUUCCGCUGAGAAAAAUCAAGCUCUAAAUAUGCAGUACAUGACAGCCUUGAAAUCAUCUAGUAGUGGGUGUAGUCUAGCUUGGUCUGGUGACAUUUGUUUAGAAGAUGUGUAUUUCUCUUAUCCUUUGAGACAUGACGUGGAAAUCCUGAAUGGUCUUAACUUAAAACUAAAAUGUGGGACUGUAACAGCUCUUGUGGGUCCGAGUGGUGCAGGAAAAAGCACAAUUGUACAGCUAUUGGCACGCUUUUAUGAGCCAACUAGAGGUCGUAUUACGGUGGCAGGAGAGGAUGUUCGAACAUUUGACAAGAGUGAAUGGGCUCGGGUUGUCUCUAUAGUAAAUCAGGAACCUGUCCUAUUCUCAGUAUCUGUUGGAGAAAAUAUUGCAUAUGGAUUACCAGAUGAUAAUGUUUGCAAGGAUGAUGUGAUUAGAGCAGCCAAAGCUGCAAAUGCUCAUGAAUUCAUAAUUUCUCUUCCACAGGGUUAUGACACAUUAGUUGGUGAACGUGGAAGCCUGCUGAGUGGUGGACAGAGGCAGAGGAUUGCUAUUGCCAGGGCUCUGCUAAAAAAUGCUCCAUUUCUGAUUCUUGAUGAGGCUACCAGUGCUUUAGACACAGUGAGUGAAGGCUUGGUCCAGGAAGCUCUUAACCACCUGAUGAAGGGGAGGACCACAUUGGUUAUUGCUCAUAGAUUAAGCACAGUCCAGAAUGCACACCAAAUUGCUGUUUGUUCGGCAGGGAAGAUUGCAGAGCUAGGGACCCAUUUUGAGUUGUUGGCUCAGAAGGGUCUAUAUGCAUCACUGGUUGGAUCUCAAAGGCUUGCAUUCGAGUGAUUUGACCAGGAACGAAAGAUAGCAGUUCAUUUUCUCAGAUGCUCAAGUAUGCUGUGGUUUGAAAGCAGAAGCCCUGAGUGGAGGUUGCUUGAGGGGACUGUUUCAGCUGUUAUAUUAAAAUCAAUCUACAAG